Molecule: messenger RNA, 899 nt
Organism: Eremomyces bilateralis CBS 781.70
Lineage: Eukaryota; Fungi; Ascomycota; Dothideomycetes; Eremomycetales; Eremomycetaceae
Product: Redoxin
Exons: 5
Coding region: 73-573 (166 amino acids)
Biological process (GO): cell redox homeostasis; cellular response to oxidative stress; hydrogen peroxide catabolic process
Cellular component (GO): peroxisome; mitochondrion; cytoplasm
Molecular function (GO): thioredoxin peroxidase activity
Source: RefSeq, a predicted model, not a curated record
UAUCAUACACUCGAUACAGCGACCUUUUUGUUCCCUUCGUCCGUGACCGAGGCAAUAUCCGAAUCUACAAUAAUGGCCCCUCUCAAGGUUGGAGAUAAGCUCCCUGCAGACGUCCAGUUCACGUGGGUUCCGAUUGAGGACGAGGACCCUACCAAAUGCGGCAUUCCACAGGUAUAUGAUGCCAAUAAGGAGUGGCAGGGCAAGAAAGUGGUCAUCGUCAGCCUCCCAGGUGCCUUCACUCCUGGUUGCCAGGCCCGCCAUCUGCCACCCUACAUCGAGAAUUUGGAUUCUCUUCAACAGAAGGGUGUCGACCUCGUCGUUGUCAUUGCAUCCAACGAUGCGUUUGUGAUGAAUGCUUGGGGCAAGGUCAACAAGAUUAAGAGCGACAACAUCCUCCUCUUGAGCGACACCAAAACCUUCUUUUCCAAGGAACACGGCUGGAUGUUGGGCGACCGCAAUGGUCGGUGGGCCAUGGUAGUUGAGAAGGAUGGCACCAUUAGCUAUGCCGAGACGGAAACGAGCCCAGGCCAGGUCACGGUCUCCGGUGCAGAUGCUGUUCUGGCCAGGUUGUAAGCCACAGAUGCUUAAAUUGUCAUUGGAACUUUGAACUGUUCAUAGUGGCAGGCUAAUUGUAGCGAGGGACUCCGAGUUCAUCAACGACGGAUGUCAAUUGCCAAAUAGCCUAGUAAAGAUAUUCUCCAGCUGACGUGGGCACAUCACGCAUUCUGCUCUUGUGACGUGCUGAACCCAUCAACAUGUAGUACAGGAAUAUAUAGGCCCGGAAGAGACCGUGAAAUAAUCAGUAACCAACCUCAUUAGUAGACGUAAGAAAGACAAACAGGCCCGACAGGGAGCAGUAGGAGUGACGGAGUUCGUCACUUGCGUGUCACAGUUUAGGG